Messenger RNA from Acanthocheilonema viteae, 3351 nucleotides. The record is from the annotation of a GenBank genome assembly. NCBI's taxonomy places the organism in Eukaryota, Metazoa, Nematoda, Chromadorea, Rhabditida, Onchocercidae.
AUGGCUACGAAGAAGCAGGCAUCCUUAUUUUCAUUUUUCACCAGAAGUCCAAAUCCGAAAAAUGCAGUGCAAGAUGUACCGGUCAGAAAUCAAACGAUCGACCUGAAGCGAACUACUUCCAAAAUUUCGAGAACGCAAAAAGAUGUUAAUAGAGGGAAUGAUAUCCCAAUGGAAGAUGCUACAAAAAGCCCAGAUAUGAAGCGACCACUAAAUGAAGAACAUUCAUCAGUAAAAACAAAACGUCGCCGCGUGGUGGUUUCAUCGGAUUCAGAAGAUGAUGAUGUUGAAGUGAUGGACAUGAAAAAAAGUGAGGAAAACAUGAAGCAAAGUCCAAAAAAUAAGCCAUUAAGGAGCGGCUUGCUGUCUCAAUUGAAGUCACCUCAUCAGGAAAAUAUUUCCUUGGAGACUCCAUCGGUAAAUAAACCCAGAUCUUCAAAACCUGUUCUGAGUGAGAUGGCUAUAUCGUUCAUCAAUUCAUUCCGCGCUACAGAGCAAGAUUUAUCUACGACAUCAAAACUAGAUUGUUCAAUCAAUAAGGAUGUUAUGGAUGAAAGCACAUCUACUGCAUGUUUGGCAACCGUGUCCGAUAUUGAAUCUGUGCGGUUUCCUCAUUUAGAUUUUGAUUUUCUUCAACCAGAUCGCAUUCGCGAUGCAGAUAAACGUUUACGUAAUCAUCCAGAUUAUUGUCCGCGUACUUUGUAUGUGCCGGAAGCGUUCAUGAAAAAGCAAACGCCCGGACAUCGACAGUGGUGGGCAGCUAAAUCGGCUUACUUUGAUACAGUACUGUUUUUCAAAGUUGGAAAGUUUUACGAAAUGUAUCAUAUGGAUGCUGUCAUUGGCGUCGAAAAUUUAAAUCUUAAUUAUAUGAGGGGCAAUUUUGCGCAUUGUGGAUUUCCAGAAGUAGCUUACGGUCGUUUUGCUGAUCAGCUGGUUAAUCGAGGAUAUAAAGUUGCCCGCGUAGAACAAACCGAAACUCCAACACAAUUAGAAAGCCGAAAUAAAAUCGAGAAAGUUAAUGACAAAGUUGUGAGGAGGGAAGUGUGCAAUAUUACUACUCCAGGCACUCGUACAUACGGAGUACUUGAUGGAAAUGAUGAACAAAGCACUGUGGAUAUGAUGGACACAACAGCACGUUACUUGUACGCUAUAGCUGAAAGGGGUACAGAUAGUGUAGAAUAUGGUGUCUGUUUCAUCGAUACAACAGUCGGUCGGUUCUAUAUUGGCUGCCUCUCAGAUGGGAGUAAUCGUUCUGCUCUAAGGACAUUAUUUUCUCAUUAUCAACCAGCUCAGAUUUUAUAUGAGCGGGGACGAGUUUCAGCGUCGACAAUGACUGUAUAUAAUAGUACUGUGAGUGCUGUGCCGAAAGAAGCGUUAGUUCCGAAGAAAGAAUUUUUAACAUCUGAAAACACUUUGAAAUUGCUGGCAAGCGAUAAAUAUUUCGGUGAAUUGUAUGAUAAAUGGCCCAUAGUUCUACUCGAUAUGAUGGAUAAAGACAGCCUUACCCUAAAAUGCAAUCCUGCGUAUGACGCAUGCGUUUCAGCUUUGGGAGCCGUUGUUUGGUAUUUAGGAAGAUGCUUUAUUGAUGUUGAUAUGAUUUCAAUGCAAAGAUUUGAGUUAUACAAACCCAUGAAUUUGACGGGACCUCUUUUCCAAGAUAAAGAUCAAGCUGAAAGUGAUGAACAGUACUGGAGUGGACACCGUCUUAUUUUGGAUAGCCUUGCUUUGAAACAUCUGAAUAUCAUACCACCUAUUGGUUUUAUAAAGAAAUUUUCACCACAUGAUCCGGUCACUGCAAAAUAUACACUUUAUAAUGUUAUUAAUAAAUGUGUCACUCCGGCAGGUAAACGUCUUCUUCGGCAGUGGGUUUGUGCCCCUGUUUGUGAUCGAGAGAUCCUAUAUUCACGACAAGAUGCAAUAGAAUGGCUUUCUGAAACAAGAUUGAAAGGAUUCAUUAACAAAGCUGUGGACAAGUUGCGCAAAGUACCUGACCUAGAACGCCUAGUUCAAAAAAUACACACAUUAGGACUCAAAUAUCGAGCAGAAGAGCACCCUGAUAGCCGAGCGCAAAUGUUCGAAACUAUGCGUUACAAUAAACGAAAAAUUCGAGAUUUAGUUCGAGCUCUAGAAGGUUUUGAGUCUAUUCAAGAUCUCCGUCUAGAAUUUAUGGAAAAUUUUGGCGAGAGUCACAAGGCAGUCCCUUCACUGUUAGAACAAUGCUUUGGAUAUCGAUUUCCUGACAUCUCAAAUGAUCUGGAACAUUUUAAAAAUGCAUUCAAUCGCGAUAAAGCACAAGAAGAAGGUAUUAUUGUACCAGAAAAAGGUGUAAUUGAGGAAUACGACGAUGCGAUUUGUAACAUGAAGGAAUGCGUCCAUGAAUUAGAUUCGUAUUUGAAUGUCAUCAGAAAGCAACUACAUUGUUCAAACAUUAAUUUCUUUGGAAGCGGGCGAUCCCGUUAUCAGCUUGAAAUACCGGAAGCUAUUGCUAUGAAUUUGGGCCAUGAAUUCGAGCUUAAAUCCUCUCGAAAGGGCUACAAACGGAUGGUAACGGAUGAAUUGGUAAAAUUAGUUAAAAAUUUGGACGAAGCUGAAAAUCAACUUGAUAUCUUACGACGUGAUAUUAUGCGGCGCGUGUUUGCUGAUUUUGGCGACAGGUCUAUGAAAUGGACGGUGGUUGUUGAACGUAUCGCUACAUUUGAUGUGCUUCUUUCUUUAACUCGUUAUAGUCAAGAAUGUGGUCUAAAUAUGUGCCGUCCACAGUUUAUUUACGAUAGUAAGCUGCCCGUAUUAGAAAUCAAAUCCGGAUAUCAUCCGUCGCUUGCUGCGAUAGCUGCUUCGGGCAGCAGUUUCACAUAUAUACCAAACAGUGUUUUAGUGGGAAGAAAUGAAUCAACAAUUUUAUUGACAGGUCCAAAUAUGGGUGGGAAAUCAACAUUAAUGCGUCAAGUUGGUGUGCUGGUUGUCCUUGCUCAAAUAGGUAGUUUUGUUCCUGCGGAUGAAAUGAAAUUAUCACCAGUUGAUCGAAUCUUUACAAGAAUGGGUGCGGGUGAUCGAAUUACUGCAGGCCAAUCUACUUUCUAUGUUGAAUUAAGUGAAACGAAUUUGAUUUUGCGAAAUGCAACCAGACAUUCCCUUGUGAUAAUGGAUGAACUAGGUAGAGGAACAAGCACUUAUGAUGGCACUGCUAUCGCAUAUGCAGUGCUGCUAGAUUUGGCAACCCGACUGAACUGUCGUACUUUUUUUUCUACUCAUUAUCACAGCUUGUGUAAAGCGGUUGAAAAUCUUAGCAACAUCAAGGCAGCACAUAUGGUUAAUUUUCUGUUGCAAAGUAGUAGUAAUGGAACUGAAGCUUAA